CAUCAGGACGCGCCUUCCCGGCGGCCCCUGUGCUUGGGGGCGUGUGCAGAUGGUGGCGUGAUGGGGCCUCUGGUGACCUCUGUGAUGCAGAAAUGUCUUCCCAGGUUGAAGCCAUUCAACAGGUUGCAAAUCAUAUUACGACACUUAAGUAUGGCUGAGACUAUGAAUUCUUCAGCUGAGGUUCUGUUGGAAAAAAGAGGGUGCGCUGCCAUUAUUACCUUGAACAGACCAAAGGCUCUGAAUGCAUUUAAUAUUUCCAUGAUUCGACAGAUCUAUCCCCAGUUAAAGAAGUGGGAACAGGAUCCUGAGACUUACUUAAUAGUAAUAAAGGGAGCUGGUGAAAAAGCAUUCUGUGCAGGGGGUGAUAUAAGAGCUAUCACUGAAGCAAAAAAAAGUGGAAGCAGAUUAACGAAGGACUUCUACAGAGAAGAAUACAUCUUGAACAAUGCCAUUGGUACCUUCCAGAAACCAUACGUGGCACUUAUCGAUGGAAUUACAAUGGGAGGUGGUGUGGGCUUGUCUGUCCAUGGGCAUUUCAGAGUUGCUACAGAGAGGACCGUUUUUGCAAUGCCAGAGACAGCAAUAGGUCUUUUCCCCGAUGUGGGCGGAGGCUAUUUCUUGCCAAGGCUUCCAGGGAAGCUGGGCUAUUUUCUUGCUUUUACAGGAUUUAGGCUGAAAGGAAGAGAUGUCCACACAGCAGGAAUUGCAACUCACUUUGUAGAAGCAGAGAAGAUGGUUGCUCUUGAAAAAGAUUUGACAGAAUUAAUAUCCCCCUCAAAAGCAAAUGUUGCAGAUAUUUUGGAUUCAUAUCAUAAGAAGUGCAAACUUGAUCAAGAAAAAGAAUUUGUCCUUGGUGAACACAUGGACAAAAUUAACAGUCUGUUUUCAGCAAACAGCAUGGAAGAAAUUAUCCAAAACCUGAAGAAAGAUGGAUCUCCUUUUGCACUUAACCAAUUAAAGACAAUCACUAAAAUGUCCCCAACAUCUUUAAAGAUAACCUUUCGGCAGCUUAAAGAGGGAGUUUCUUUGAACCUGCAAGAUGUACUCACAAUGGAAUAUAGAUUGAGCCAAGCGUGCAUGCGAGGCCAUGACUUCUUCGAAGGUGUCCGAGCAGUACUUAUUGACAGAGACCAAUCCCCUAAAUGGAAGCCAGCUGUUCUUGAAGAAAUAACAGAUGAAUUUUUGGACUCGUGCUUUAAAUCUCUUGGAAGUGAUGACCUCAAGUUAUAACAGUGUUUUACUAAUGUUAAAAUCAAAGCCUGUUUUAUGUAAUAGAAUAAAAUGCAUGGUGAAUUUAAUCCAAUAAAUUAUUUCAUCAUGUAAAGAAAAAA
Python bivittatus (Burmese python) is the source of this 1331-nucleotide messenger RNA. It is a transcript of the gene HIBCH, whose product is annotated as 3-hydroxyisobutyryl-CoA hydrolase. Gene Ontology annotation, cellular component: mitochondrion. The record is from RefSeq and is a predicted model, not a curated record. Gene Ontology annotation, biological process: L-valine catabolic process. Gene Ontology annotation, molecular function: 3-hydroxyisobutyryl-CoA hydrolase activity. Lineage: Eukaryota; Metazoa; Chordata; Lepidosauria; Squamata; Pythonidae.